Zea mays is the source of this 2115-nucleotide messenger RNA. RefSeq names its product phosphatidate cytidylyltransferase. Gene Ontology annotation, molecular function: phosphatidate cytidylyltransferase activity. Gene Ontology annotation, cellular component: endoplasmic reticulum membrane. The record is from RefSeq and is a predicted model, not a curated record. Bases 521 to 1798 code for a protein of 425 amino acids. The transcript is spliced from 12 exons. Lineage: Eukaryota; Viridiplantae; Streptophyta; Magnoliopsida; Poales; Poaceae.
GAGGAACCCUAGAUUGAUUGGAGUUGGAUGGAUGAUUGCUCGUUUUGUUAGUUCCUUUGCUGCCCCUGAAAUCAAAACAUUCCUUGCUGGGGUUGGUGCCAAGGGCAGAGCCAGCUCGCAAUGGGAGCCUGAGCACGACUAUUACGGUUGUUUUUAAAGACUUGAAUAGAAUCAAAAGAUAGUGUCUAGGUAGUCUUCGUUUGUUUUCAAGCAAAUCGCUGCUCGGAAACACUUGCUCCUCUCGCUACAAUUUGGAAGUUGUCAGUCCCCUUCUAGUCCUCGCGUGCCGCUUCUGCUAGUCCUUGUGCGUCGCCGCUCACAGGCUGGUAUGGUUAUGAAAUGGCUGCAACGACAGCAAACAGCGAGGAGCUACAGGCUCAGCUCUCUUCAGAUUAACUAGAAGCGCCGCGCUCUUUGAAAGGCCUCGUGCUCUCGUUCACAGUGGCCAACGGCGGAGCCCGGGCACGUGCCCAGGCUAGCCGGGCCGUGGCUCCGCCACUGUAACUUUGGAGUACCAGUGAUGCAAAGGGACACUAGCUCUAGCGAUGUUUCUGCUUCUCAUGUAGGGCGUGUAAGACGUCGCAAACAUCCAUCUGAGGCUACCACAGAUGGGAAUAGAGCUAAUGGACAACCGUUGCUUGUCAAUGAUCAGAACAAGUAUAAAUCAAUGCUUAUCCGUACAUAUUCUACAGUAUGGAUGAUUGGAGGCUUUGCCUUUAUUAUUUAUGUGGGUCAUCUAUAUAUCUGGGCUAUGGUGGUUGUGAUUCAAAUAUACAUGGCAAGAGAACUUUUCAACCUACUCAGAAAAUCCAGUGAAGAGAAACAACUUCCUGGGUUCAGGCUACUGAAUUGGCACUUCUUUUUCACGGCAAUGCUGUACACUUAUGGGCGCUUUCUUAGUCGGCAGCUUGUGAAUACAGUAACUUCAGAUCACUUGCUUUAUAAGGUCGUUAGUGGCCUAAUAAAGUAUCAGAUGUUUAUCUGUUAUUUUCUUUAUAUUGCAGGUUUUGUAUGGUUUAUUUUGACUCUCAAGAAAAAGACAUAUAAGUACCAGUUCAAACAGUAUGCCUGGACGCACAUGAUACUUCUAACGGUUUUUGCACAGUCUGCUUUCACUGUGGCAAACAUAUUUGAAGGGAUAUUCUGGUUUCUUUUGCCUGCUUCACUUAUUGUGAUCAACGAUAUAUUUGCUUAUUUAUUUGGGUUCUUUCUUGGGAGAACACCAUUAAUCAAGUUGUCCCCAAAGAAAACAUGGGAAGGUUUUAUUGGUGCAUCCGUGACAACUAUCAUCUCUGCAUUUCUGUUAGCAAAUGUAAUGGGCCGUUUCCAAUGGUUGACAUGCCCAAGAAAGGAUCUGUCAACUGGGUGGCUUUAUUGUGAUCCUGGUCCAAUGUUUAAGCCAGAGCAUUACUCAUUGGGAGAGUCGGUGCCACAUUGGUUCCCAUGGAAAGAUCUAGCCAUUAUGCCUGUGCAGUGGCAUGCUUUAGCCCUAGGUUUAUUUGCGUCAAUAAUAGCACCAUUCGGAGGAUUUUUUGCGAGUGGCUUCAAGAGGGCUUUCAAAAUAAAGGAUUUUGGUGACAGCAUACCUGGGCAUGGUGGAAUUACUGAUAGAAUGGAUUGCCAAAUGGUUAUGGCAGUGUUUGCAUACAUAUACCACCAGUCAUUCAUUGCACCUCAGAACUUCUCUGUUGAGAUAAUCUUGGAUCAGAUUCUAAGAAACCUGACCUAUGAGGAGCAAAAAUACCUAUAUGAACAACUUGGGGAAAUGUUCCAUGAGAGGCAAUUAGGGCAAAACUGAGAGUUAGCGUGCUUAUGAAAUGCAUGAUAAUUUCUUGUGUAUUUAAGCAUUCUGCUCAUUAUGUAGCUAUAGUCCUUGUCCAAACCUUUGUAUAGAAUGGUAGAAUGGAGAGAAUGAUUGGGUUUUAGGUGCUUUAUUCACUCUUCACUGACGCUGCUUAAUUCACUCCCCUUGUCAUGAUUUCUGCACUCUUUGUAAAAGGGGACCUGGGAAGUUUUAUUGUUUCUUAUCACUUCGUGGUGCUGUCCUCAGAUCAUAUAUUCGAGGAUUCACAGAAUAUAAGAUGAAGCAGCAGUGCUAGUUCUUAUUUGGUUAUA